CAUAAUUUACAUACUUGCUAGAAACUGAAUUGUAAGAAGCCUUGGUUCUCAUAUCACAGUGAGGGGAAAUGGACGUAGCAGGGGUCACAAGUGCAGCCAUAGUUCUGAUAUUGAUAUUUGCUUUGAUAUGGGCAUGGAGGGUGCUAAACUGGUUGUGGCUGAGACCAAAGAAGCUGGAGAGGCUGCUGAGAGAGCAAGGUCUAAAAGGGAAUCCGUAUAAGUUUUUGGUGGGAGACAUGAAUGAUUUUCUCAAUAUGCAAAAGGAAGCCCAAUCCAAACCCAUGGGUCUCUCUGAUGACAUAGUUUCACACGUGUCUCCCUAUUUCGAACAUAGUGUCAACAAACACGGAAAAAAUUCUUUUAUCUGGUUUGGACCAACACCAAGGUUUACCUGUACAGAUCCUGAACUGAUCAAAGAUGUACUUAACAAGAUCUAUGACUUCCCAAAGCCUGACAAUAAUCCUCUUGCAAAGUUACUAGUUUCUGGUCUUGUAACUCAUGAAGGAGAAAUAUGGAGAAAGCAUAGAAAGAUAAUCAACCCUGCAUUCAGUUUAGAGAAAUUGAAGAUUAUGUUACCAAUAUUCUUCAGAAGUUGUUAUGAUCUAAUUAGCAAAUGGGAGGGAAUGUUGUCUCCUGAUGGAUCAUGUGAAAUGGAUGUAUGGCCUUUCCUUCAAAAUUUAGCAAGUGAUGUUAUAUCUCGGACUGCAUUUGGAAGUAGUUAUGAAGAAGGCAUGAGAAUAUUUCAACUUCAAAAAGAGCAAGGUGAACUUACAAUGAAAGUUAUAAUGAAAGUUUACAUCCCUGGAUGGAGGUUCCUACCUACUCCUACUCAUAGGAGGAUGAAGGAAAUUUCAAGAGAUAUAAAUGAUUCUCUCAAGAAGAUCAUUAACAAGAGGGAGAGAGCACUAAAGGAAGGUGAAGCCAGUAAGAAUGACUUGUUAGAUAUUCUUUUGGAGUCAAAUCACAAGGAAAUUCAAGAAUACGGAAGCAAGAAGAAUGUUGGGUUGAAUCUUAAAGAUGUGAUUGAGGAAUGCAAGCUAUUCUACUUUGCAGGGGAGGAGACCACUUCAGUUUUGCUUGUUUGGACAAUGGUGUUAUUGAGUAGGUACCCUAAUUGGCAAGAACGUGCAAGGGAGGAAGUUGUAAAAGUAUUUGGUAAUGAAAAACCAGAUUUUGAUGGGCUAAGUCACCUUAAGAUCGUCACUAUGAUUUUGUAUGAGGUUCUGAGGUUAUACCCUCCAGUUAUUGGGCUUGCUAGAAAUGUUCACAAAGAUGUGAAACUUGGAAACAUUACGUUACCAGCUGGAGUGCAGAUUUCAAUACCAAAACUUUUGGUUCACCAUGACUCUGAAUUAUGGGGUGAUGAUGCUACAGAGUUCAAUCCUGAGAGAUUCUCUGAAGGGCUUCUGAAAGCAACAAAAGGAAGAGUUUCAUUCUUUCCUUUUGGAUGGGGUCCUAGAAUAUGUAUUGGACAAAACUUUUCCCUAUUGGAAGCAAAGAUGGCUUUAUCAGUGAUUUUACAACGUUUCUCAUUUGAACUUUCUCCAGCCUAUGCUCACGCUCCAGUUACAGUAAUUACUCUUCAGCCACAGUAUGGUGCUCAUAUCAUUCUACGGAAAGUGGGAGCAUAAACAAUAAUAAUUAAGCUCUUAUUUUAUGAUUUUUAUUACAUAUAUUGUGCUGUUGGGAAGCUUAUAAUGUAAUAAUAAUAAGAAUUUCUGAAGACAAUACCAUGCAUAUGUUUGCUUUCAUUUACACAACUAUAUAAUAUUGAGUCUGUUUGGAAGGGAUUUUGUAAUUUGGAUUUUUCUAUAAGUUUGCAGUUAUAUGUGCGGUUUCUACUGUACUUCUAUAAUUCAUUUCUAAUUAUGUGAUUACCAGUACAUAUAUAGGCCAGUCUUUAGUGUAGAAUAUGAAAUUUUUUCUUAAAAAGUAGGCCUAAAAAGUAUAUUGAUAAUUCCAGUUGGUAAGAAACAUAAGAAGAUAUGCUA
Messenger RNA from Lotus japonicus, 1991 nucleotides. Its product is annotated as cytochrome P450 72A68-like. Gene Ontology annotation, molecular function: oxidoreductase activity, acting on paired donors, with incorporation or reduction of molecular oxygen; monooxygenase activity; heme binding. The record is from RefSeq and is a predicted model, not a curated record. NCBI's taxonomy places the organism in Eukaryota, Viridiplantae, Streptophyta, Magnoliopsida, Fabales, Fabaceae. Bases 69 to 1631 code for a protein of 520 amino acids. The transcript is spliced from 5 exons.